Molecule: messenger RNA, 2299 nt
Organism: Quercus lobata
Lineage: Eukaryota; Viridiplantae; Streptophyta; Magnoliopsida; Fagales; Fagaceae
Product: dehydration-responsive element-binding protein 1B-like
Exons: 1
Coding region: 1337-2059 (240 amino acids)
Biological process (GO): regulation of DNA-templated transcription
Molecular function (GO): DNA binding; DNA-binding transcription factor activity
Source: RefSeq, a predicted model, not a curated record
AAAAAAAUAAUAAAGAAUAUGAAAUUAGACAUUAUAAAAUGGGCAAAUAGACCAUCUUUUGAUGAAAAGUGCUAUGUUUACCACAUUUUUAUACUACUUUUGCAACCAAUCAUAUAUGAUAACUUGUUACUAGUUCUAAUUUAAAACCACCAACAAAUAUGUUGUAAAUGUGUUGUAUAAAUGUUAUGGAUAUAGUAUUUCUCAUUUUUUUCCAGUCAAUCCACUUGGCUCAAAAAUCCAACUAAUUUCAAAUAUUUUAUUUUUUAAACUAAACACGUGUGGUAGCCUAGAUGGGUGUUUAGGUGGCAUAAAAUUAAAUACUUUAAUAUCUUUGUUAGUCAUGCCAUUUGUUUUUUUUUUUUUUUUUUUUUUCACUUAUCACUUAAUUUAAGGAUUAUUUUGACAUAAUACCAAAAUGUCAAAAGAUUAAAAUCAUUAAAUAGAUACAUUUGAAAUAUUAGGAAUCAUUUUGACAAACAAGGUAAAUGACUAAAACAUAAUUUGCACCAAAUUGAUAAUAUAUUAAGUAUGCAUCAUCAGCGGCGACAUUUAGAAAAGACUUCAAUCACGCUGAAUUUGUACACAUAUAUACAAACAAAUAUUCAUUAGAGAGUAGAGACACACACCGCACAUUCUUUCCUUCUUUUUUGGAUAAUCACAGACCACACAUUCUACUUUUACACAAAACACCUGAACUGGAAAAAAAAGGAAAAAACACACCUGCAAAAAAUAUCCCAUUGAGAAAAUGGCAGGCCCCAAAUAUUUGCGCGUAGAAUUAUGACUUUUAUUACAACUUGCACAUGUAACAAGUUGUAAGUGAUAAAAUUGUGGAUCAAUCAUUUUUAUUCUACUACUAUGACUUGUCAUGUGAGAAAGUUGUGACAAAAGUUAUAAUACUAACUUUUUGUCAAAAAUUUACACAAACUUUUGCUAUAAUUCAUCAUAUGAUUUGUAAGACCCACCACUCACAUGUUGCAAUGCCGUGAGUUAUGAUAAAAAUUGGGUGAGUUUUUGUGGUCACCAAUCACCAUCGGUCACAAAAUAAUCUUUCAUUUCAAAUUGUCGAAACAGUGGGAACAGUACUUCACAGCCUGUCAACUUAACACCACUCUCCGGAUUCCUUCCUUUAACGCUCUGUAUAAUCCUAUCGUCUAUAUAUAUGUCCCAACUCUCACUCUUCUUAGAUACUCCUUCAACAAACACAAACGCCACUCUUUGCUUAUUAUAUCUACUGCAGUCUGCAACGCAACUGAGUGAGAAACAAAGAGUUUUUUUUAGUGUAUUUCACUCCUAUAAAUUGAGUCCAUUUUGAGAUUUAGCUUUGUUUUAGACAUACAUGGAUGUUUUAAGACAUUACUCUGAUCCACAAUAUCUAAUGGGGUCUGAUAUUUGUUCCUGGGAGUUUGAGAGUGGCAGCGAUCGCAUUGUGAACUUGUCAGACGAAGAGGUCAUGUUGGCUUCCCAUAAUCCUAAAAAACGAGAUGGCAGAAAGAAGUUUAAGGAGACAAGACACCCAGUGUAUCGUGGAGUGAGGAGGAAGGACCCGUGGAAAUGGGUUUGUGAAAUGCGUGAACCAAAUAAGAAGUCGAGGAUUUGGCUUGGGACUUUUCCCACAGCAGAAAUGGCGGCGCGUGCACAUGAUGUGGCAGCUAUCGCUCUCCGUGGCAAGUCCGGGUGUCUAAAUUUUGCCGACUCGGCGUGGCGGCUUCCAGUUCCAGCAUCGGCGGCGUCAAAGGAUAUUCAGAGGGCGGCUGCAGAGGCCGCUGAGGCAUUUCGGCCCGCGGAGUUGGAUAGAGUUUUUGGGGAUGAAUCGAGAUGGAAGUUUGAAAGUGCAGAGGCGGCAGCUGUGGUUGUGGCAGCCGCAGCAGUGGCUGCUACAGAAGUAGUGGUGGAGAUGGAGGAGGAAGGUGUAUUUUUUAUGGAUGAGGAGGCAGUUUUUGGCAUGCCGGGGUUGUUGGCAAAUUUGGCAGAGGGGAUGUUGUUGCCUCCACCUCAUUGUUAUGAUGGAGAUGACAUGGGAACUGAUACUGACAUGUCCUUAUGGAGUUACUCGAUUUGAUUGAACUGAAUUAAGCUUAAUAGUAUUGAGCUUAAUUCAGCACCUUCUCAUAAAAAAGAAGCAGCUUAAUUUAGCAUAUAGAAUGAUUGCGAAGCCAUAUUGAACAGAAGAAUUAUAUUCCAUUUUCCAUUAUGUAUGGUAUAAUGGACAUUUUUGCAAAAUAAGUUUGUACUUCAAUAUUUAAUCUACCCAUUUGGGGCAUUUACAUCAAUCUAUGAAAGAAAGUUGUUCAACGUCUUA